AUGAGAGCUGGAUGGCGCCUUCUGGUGGACAAUGGCGCUCUGCAGCCGGACGAUCCAGGGCAAGCCGUAUCGUUUCUGCGCUCCAGGCCUCAAGGUGCAUAUACGACUACAAGGACUGUAAAUGGAGGUUCCUGUUUGCUGUUAUGGGAGCGGCAUCUUGCUCGCGUCUGUCAAUCGAUUCAGCUCCUUUCUACCGACUUAACGUUCAAUCUGGAUGGUAUGAGGAAGCUCGUGAUAUCGUCAGUUCAUGCCGGAUUUGAGGAAGCACUCGAUAGGAAAUCUGAUGGGGAGGAGCUUGUGGUGACUGUUCUUGCUUGCAAAAGCGGUCAAAAAUUGCUGGAUGUAUAUGUUCAUAUUGCUAGCCUGCUUCUAGCUCCUUUAUCACCUGCAGACGUUGCAGUUAAGGGUCCUAGUCGCAACGCACCUCUUUCGAAGUCCACGCACCUCUCGCCACCUCAUAUAUAA
Selaginella moellendorffii is the source of this 465-nucleotide messenger RNA. RefSeq lists its product as uncharacterized. The transcript is spliced from 3 exons. Lineage: Eukaryota; Viridiplantae; Streptophyta; Lycopodiopsida; Selaginellales; Selaginellaceae. Bases 1 to 465 code for a protein of 154 amino acids. Gene Ontology annotation, molecular function: catalytic activity. The record is from RefSeq and is a predicted model, not a curated record.